GCGCGGCCGGACCCAGACAGGGGAGGGGGCGAACGCAGGAGCGAGGCGGGGGCGGACGAGGAGGGGGUUACGCCGCGACGUCGGCUGCGCGAGGUUUCGCGCGUGAACGGCGCCGGCGCUGGGCCUGGCUACCGAGCUUUCCCCGCGGGCUAGCAGGUCUCGACGCCGGCUCCUCGAGGAGCGCCGGGAGGAGGGAGGUGUCGGUGUCCGCGACGUAGUCGACGGCUGCCUGGGCCAUGGAGGAGACGCAGCCGCUUCCACAGCCUGAGCUGUCGCUGUGCGACAGCCUCAUGAUCUGGCUGCAGACAUUUAAUACUGCCUCGCCCUGUCAAGAUGUGAAACAGCUGACUAACGGAGUUGCCAUGGCACAAGUUCUUCAUCAAAUCGAUGCAGCUUGGUUCAAUGAAUCUUGGUUAAGCCGAAUUAAAGAGGAUGUUGGGGAUAACUGGAGAAUAAAGGCUAAUAAUUUAAAGAAGAUUCUUCAAGGGAUUAUGAGUUAUUACCAUGAGUUUUUAGGGCAGCAGAUUUCUGAAGCACUUAUCCCUGAUUUAAACCAAAUAACUGAAUGUUCAGAUUCUGUGGAGCUUGGGAGACUGCUUCAGCUUAUUUUAGGUUGUGCGGUCAACUGUGAAAGGAAGCAAGUGUGCUUCUCUCAAAGCACCUUCAACAUCUUUUAUGUAAUUGUUUACUUUUCUACUAGACUAAUAGAGCAGCGUGAUACUCUGAAAGAAACCAAUGAAGAGCUUCGUUGUUCCCAAGUACAGCAGGAUCACCUAAACCAAACAGUACAUAUGACUUAUCUUACAAAUAGGCUGAGCAAAGAGCGUAUCCGAGAAUUGCAGCAACAGAUUGAAGACCUCCAGAAGUCUUUACAGGAACAAGGCUCCAAGUCUGAAGGCGAAAGUAGUGAAUGUAAAGUAGCAAAAUUCCGUGAAUAUGAAGAAAAACUCAUUGUUUCUGCUUGGUAUAAUAAGGUAAUAAAAACUUUAGAUCCCAAAUUAAAUCCAGCAUCAGCUGAAAUAAUGCUACUUAGAAAGCAGUUGGCAGAGAAAGAGAGAAGAAUUGAGAUUCUGGAGUUCUUCACCUGUACCUCAACAAACGUAGUAGGAAUCUCUGGGAGAAGGAAGUACUCACUGAAUCCCAUGCAAAAGAUCAAUGAACUUGAAGCUGCUCUUCAGAAGAAAGAUGAAGAUAUGAAAGCAAUGGAGGAAAGAUAUAAAAUGUACUUGGAGAAAGCCAGGAAUAGUGAAUGUAAAGUAGCAAAAUUCCGUGAAUAUGAAGAAAAACUCAUUGUUUCUGCUUGGUAUAAUAAGAGUCUAGCGUUCCAGAAACUGGGGAUGGAGUCUAGACUUGUGAGUGGCGGUGGUGCUUGCAAAGACACUGGCGCGUGUACUCCCGCACGGUCUUUCUUAGCACAGCAACGGCAUAUUACCAACACCAGAAGAAAUCUCUCUGUUAGAGUUCCUGCUACAACAGCUGAUUAAACUGCAAAA
Molecule: messenger RNA, 1493 nt
Organism: Propithecus coquereli (Coquerel's sifaka)
Lineage: Eukaryota; Metazoa; Chordata; Mammalia; Primates; Indriidae
Gene: HOOK1
Product: hook microtubule-tethering protein 1
Exons: 14
Coding region: 237-1484 (415 amino acids)
Biological process (GO): cytoplasmic microtubule organization; cytoskeleton-dependent intracellular transport
Cellular component (GO): cytoplasm; centrosome
Molecular function (GO): dynein light intermediate chain binding; microtubule binding
Source: RefSeq, a predicted model, not a curated record